GCGGCGGCGGCGGCGCUCAUGGCGGUGCGGCGGGCGCUGGCGCUGCGCUUGGCCUACGCGGCGGCCGGCGCCCUCAUGGGCCUCUCGGCCUUCUUCACCUGGAGCCUGGCGCCCGCCUUCCGGCAGCCGGCCACGGCCGCGGCGGGGGGGCUCUCGGGUGUUCUGGCGCUCUGGGCCCUAAUCACGCAUGUGAUGUAUGUGCAGGAUUACUGGAGGACCUGGUUAAAAGGGCUGAGGUUCUUCCUCUUCAUCGGGAUCGUCUUCUCAGCUCUCUCUGUGGUGGGAUUCUGCACAUUCCUUGUUCUGGCCAUCACCAAGCACCAGUCCCUGACUGAUCCCAGAAGCUACUACCUGUCGUGUGUCUGGAGUUUCAUCUCCUUGAAAUGGGCCUUUCUGCUCAGUUUGUAUGCUUACCGGUACAGGAAUGAGUUUGCAGACAUCAGUAUCCUCAGUGACUUCUAACACUUGGACUUCAAUCCUGUCUGAAGGUGCUGAAUGUUUGAAUUUGCCCCCAAAGGCAUGGUACAUGCAAGAGAUGUACAAGAGAUGGAACAGGAACCCACCAAUGCUGCUUGGUUUGUCUGUCUGCAGUAGGGGUUUUUUCCUAAUUGCUUUUAUUCAAACAUUUAAAGUUCGGCUAAUUAUGUCAAUCUAGUCUUUCUGUAACUUUCCUGGGAGUCCAUGUGUCUGGUGGUGAGUCGAAAGACUCCAUCUGCAUAUGUUCAGCAAGCCUAUAUUUGCUCUUUGCAUUGCCUGGUUGCUAAAGCCUAGGGAAGCUGUCAGGUGGGGAGGAAAUUCUGUCCUCACCAAGAGCCGCAGGUUAAAACCUUGCGGACGCAGCACCCAGAUGUUAUGUCCUAGUGAAUGAAUCACCAGCUUGCUCCAGGUGGGUGCCCCAGAUGUGUGUAGCAAAGAACCCCACCGUGUGAAAGUCUGUUCCUUUGGCACCGCUCUGUUCCUCUCAGAGAAAGGGAGAGAUGACUCUUCUUCUGUGGUAGGAAGUCUCUAGGUACCUUCCAGCCUGUACCCUCUAUCUUUUAGUAUUUUCUUUUUACACAUUGGGCUGAGAAUAGUAGACGAGUUCAGCUCUCCCCUGUGGUCCAGACCAUGCAUUACUCUGAGCCCCAGGGAACAGACCAGCAGCAGAGAAGCCUUAGUUAUCUCAAGGCUCUGUCAGAGAUGGAGAACACCGAUGGACAAAUUGGUGCUGGAGACAAAUGUAAACUGAGCCUGUCAGGGUUGCAUUACACUAGCUGCUGAUCAGCGAUCAUUUAAAAAACUUAAUACAAUAUCUAAUACAGUACUUAAUAUGAUACUUGUAAAUCUGUGAUUAAUAUGCUAUUUAAUGCUGAAAUUUGUGGCAAGUAGUAAGGCGUCUGGGUGAAAGAUGUGCUGGGGUAAGGGCUUGCUUCUUUGAACCUCAGAGGCAUGAAUGUGAUCCUUCCAAAGGAAUCUCUUUGUAAUAGUGCUGUGUUUCCUUUUCUUUGCUCAGCUUCCCUGUAACAGUGAAUGAGAUGAGAGAGGAGAGGAGACAUGGUACUUCAAAAGUAUUCGUAGUCAGCUUCCAGCAAGUCUUCAUACAAGUGUCACCAGCAUAAUGCAACCAUACCUAAGUUACUGGGCUCUUGCACAGUAAAAUAAGAGGUGGCAGGUCUUAUGUUCAUGGCGGGUGUGCUGGAAGCAGCUGUGCUUUGUUGGCUUCUCUCUCUCCUGAUCUCAGUAAAGCCUUGCCUCUGCAAAUCAGCGGUGCACAGGGCUGCUCUGACAAAUUUAAAGUCUGAGUGGAUUUAACGACCUCUUUAAUUCCUGUGUUUUGCUCCCUGCCAGCAACUACCCUGGAAAGCUUGAGGCCUUCAGGCAUUUAUGUCUUUCCUUGUUAACUCUACAUGCUUUCAGUCCAGGACAACUAAGGGUUUGGAGCUGUUGCUCUGGCAGAACUGAGGCCAGUGUUCUGCACAGUUGAGCACAGUUAUCCUGCUGCUUCUCUAGGUGCUGCUGGAGCCUUCCCUGAAGUGCCUUUUUGGCAAACAGUGGCAGAGGGCAGGUGACUGGAGCUGCUCGGGGAUUUGUGACUGAGUGAGGUGCGAAUUGAAGGUCCUGCGUGCAGUGAUGUUGGCCCAGCUUUCUCUCAUAUCACACAAAACUGCCAUUCUGUUUUCUGUGCAGUUGUCUACUGGGGAGUAUCGUAGACAGUCCUUUCUGUUACCUUGCCCUAGAUGUGUGCUCUGCCCAUCUUGCGUUCCUGACUUAGCUGUGCUUAAAUCUCUUUCCACACUGUUAAAGGCUCCAUCCAUGCCUUCACUGAUCUGUGUUUUGGUUUGGUAGGUGAGUGAUUCAAGCACAUAAUUCAACUGAGCUAUUGAGGGGAUGCCCUGAUUUCAACGCCUGUUGAAAACAUUGUGGAGUAGAAAGAUUCUUAAGUGAAUUAACUAGAUCAAGGAAUAUCUUUUGGGUCAAUGCAUGAACCGACAUUAUAGCCAGCUUUUGCCAGGGACAAGAAGAGUUUUCUGAAACAACAGGGGACCUACUGGAGUCACCAAACCCAGACAAAAGCCGCAUAGGCAAAAUGUGCUUACUGACAGGAUUAAUACUCAGGCUUUUAAAUACUAAAAAUCUCCCUUAUACUGACAUCAGACUGCCAGCAUGCCUGUCAGGAGGUGGAGUAGCAGAUUGGGCUUCUCUGCCCAAAGCCGUGGCGCCCACUGUGGAGUUUGCAAGUGGUUUUAGCAUAGGUAGUUCCACUAAGCUGUCUCUUGUCUUAUGUUUCCACAUGAUGCUGUCUUCGUGUUUGCUGACCGGGUGCAGGCGCCAGCUCUGAUAACCAGGCUGUGCUGAGCUGGGGAUGUGGAAAUCUCAACGCCGGUCUCAGCCUGGCAGAGCUCUGCUGGCUGUUGCCUUACAGCAAAACGUUGUCCCUUUCUGUCACUAAAUUAGAGCGCAGAGCCCUCCUCUCUGAACUCCACUGGCAUCUGCUAGCAGCACAUUAAGACGCUCCUUUCUCGAGCAUGUCUCUAAACUGUCAUAUAAGCUCACCCUGGAGAGGUUAUUUUUAAAGUUUAUUUUUGUGACUGUAAAUUUGCCUACAAACAACCCACUUAAUCUAACCUCUGUUUUCUCUUCAACAUGUUUUAGCUGUGGAAUUUAUACUUGCAUCUCAGCUUUUUAAAAGAUUGUGUAUGUAAAUAUAUUAUAUAUUUUUACAUUGUUUAUGCUUUGUUUGCACGCUUGGUGUAAGAUCCUGUAGUGGGAUGAAGUUACUCACAGUGGGGUUCGUCUGUGUGUAUCCCAAUGUCUCAUUGUACUAAACUAUAUAACUUGUACGCGACGCCACAGAUAAGAGUGGAAAUACAGUUUUCUUUCUCACCAAA
Molecule: messenger RNA, 3368 nt
Organism: Rhea pennata
Lineage: Eukaryota; Metazoa; Chordata; Aves; Rheiformes; Rheidae
Gene: SLC48A1
Product: solute carrier family 48 member 1
Exons: 3
Coding region: 19-462 (147 amino acids)
Biological process (GO): heme transport
Cellular component (GO): lysosomal membrane; plasma membrane
Molecular function (GO): heme transmembrane transporter activity; heme binding
Source: RefSeq, a predicted model, not a curated record